Danio rerio (zebrafish) is the source of this 6003-nucleotide messenger RNA. NCBI's taxonomy places the organism in Eukaryota, Metazoa, Chordata, Actinopteri, Cypriniformes, Danionidae. The record is from RefSeq and is a predicted model, not a curated record.
AAGAAGAUAUUUUGAAACAUGUUGGUAUCUACCACCCACUGACUUCCAAGCUAAUUUUUCUAAAAGAGGUGUGAACAACACUGACCAAUCAUUUUUAUAAUUCCUAUUUUACGUUAUCUGAAGACGUAAUGAGAGUUUGAUUUGAUUGUUUAAUGGUAGAAGCUGUGCCUUCGUGGAUUUCUGUGCUUCUUGCCCGACUGCAUUCUUUCUGAAUGAAAACAGUCCUUAGCUGGCGUUCAGUGAAGUUACUUGUUUGACGAGACAUUCCUUUAUCUCGUCAUUAGCACAUGAACACGCUCAUCCAACCUCAUUCCAGUUUGAGGGCCAAUGGGCGAGUUCUCACUCUGUGUGCUAUUUAUCCUGAAACAACUGCGACACAACACCAUUUCAGUUGUACAUGCUGAAUCUUUUCUAAUCGUUAAGGAAUAACUCAAUGGAUUAUUAGUUUAUGAGGCGUUGAGAAGAGAGAAAUAUGUUCUUUUAACAAACUGCGGGAAGAUUUUGUCUCACAAUGAUGGAACAGGAUGAAUCAGCAAGGUUUGGGGGAGAAAAUGGUCUGAAGAUCCAUCCUAAACCUGUCAUCCCAGAAAAACCUAAAGGCAUCCCACCUCCAUCAAAAGUCAGCAAUCCAUUUGUCUCCUCCCUCAAUGCUGCUGUGAGAAAAGGGGAGAUUCUCGCACCACGUGUAGUCUUUAAAGAUGACAAAAAUCUCAGUCGCCAGCUCUCCCCACCUUGGGGAUCAAAACCCAGUGACAACCAGUUCGUCAAUAACACCGAACUGCUGGAUAAUAACCAAAAGAAGGAGGUUGAUGCUAUUAAACAGAAUCUCAAAGACAAGAAUCCCCCACUGGUUUCACCAAUGUCUCCAAAAAUAGAUGAAACCUCAGAGCCUGAAUGUAGUCCACGCACACCUGUGUCCGCUAUACCAGCCAAAUGGUCAACACCUAAGAAGUUUGUAUUUAACCCCCCAAAAACUAGCAAAGUUGAAAUCAACCAAACAGAACAUACGAGGGGGGUUGAAGUUGCCAAGAAGUCUAUGAAGGACAGAAAUUUUCCAUUGGUUCUGCCAAUGGCUCCGAAAAAAAUUGAAACUUCAGAACCUGAACCCAGCAUAUUUACACAUGUGUCUGUUCCACCAUCCACACCCAAGAGCUCUGUUAUUAUCCCUCAAACAGCCAGUAAAGUUGUCAAUGAGAAUGCAGAUGUCACAAAAGAGUUCAAUGUUGCAAAAAAGUCUAUAAAGGAAAGGAAUCUUCCACUUGUUUUGCCAACAAAAGCUGAAACCCCAGAGCCUGGAAGCAACCCCAAUACACCAAUGGCCAUUUCACCAAUCAAAGUAUCUACACCCAAGAGUUUUGUAUUUAACACUCCAAAAACUAGCAAUGAGAAGUCAGGAACAGUGGAAAGUUCAAUUAAAGUGGAAAGCCCAAUUCCAGCAAGUCGUACUCCUGCUUCGCAUCCCCCAACUUUUACUGCCCCAUCGGUUGCAGCAUUUCCCCCCACUGAAAGUGUUCCAGUUGUCCCUAAGGCUGUUGUUCCUUCUCAGACUUCAGUUGUAGCACCUUCUAUCCCCAACACUCCUGCCCCAAGCAUUCCAACCCCAAGCAUCCCGACCUCUGUUAACCUUGAGCCAAAGAUUCUUGAGCCAAAGAUUCUAGAACCAAAGAUUCUUGAGCCAAAGAUUCUUGAGCCAAAGAUUCUUGAACCAAAGAUUCUUGAGCCAAAGAUUCUUGAACCAAAGAUUCUUGAACCAAAGAUUCUUGAACCAAAUAUUUCUGAGUCAAAGAUUCUUCAGUCAAAGAUUUCUGAGCCAGCCAUUACAACACCAGUCAUUCCUGAUCAAACUGUCCCUAAGACUUCUAAACCAGAUCCAUCUUUUACAACUCUUUCUGACACCAAACCUCUAAAACCUAUUUUAAAAAUGCUCAAUUUGUCAGAAGUAUUUCCUCCCCCUGAAGGAAGCCCUCCUGCAGAAUUCACUGAUAUUCCUCCCCCUCUUCUUGAAGAUUAUCCCGAGGGAGACUUAUUAGAGCAAAUCAAACCCACUCCAGCAAUCCGUACAUCUAUCCCCCCAAUUUCCAGGAGUCCAGAUAUCUCUAGCUUAUCAUCUACCCCUGCAUUGUCUUCCCCUCCAGUGGUAUCUCCAGAAACUUUGGUGAAGCCCUUAGACAUUCAUACUGUAGUUAAACCUGCAGAUGUGGUGCUGGAGAAUACAGAAAGUCUCACUGACAAUCCUGACAGGAUAAAAGAGGAACAUCCCUCAACCAAGCCACUUUCACCCCUCUCAGUCUUGGCAAGAGCAGAAGAGAUGGCCUCAGUAAAACGGACACCACCUGAUAGCCGUAUUUUUAACCUUCUGGAACGGGCUAAGAGAAAGUCAACAGCGAUUCAGUUGGCUACCACACCUGGGCAUACAACCCCAACGGAGACAGUCACGCCUGAGAUACCUCUGCCUGAAACUCCCACACCUCUGCCUGAGACUCUCACAACUGAGGUGACACAACCUAAGGUGACUCCACCUGAAAAGGCAUUACCACAGCUUGCCACAACUGUAAAAGCACUGCAUGAGGAAGCUCCAUCAGAAGUCCCUGUUAUCCCUAAACUCCCUCCAGUUGACUAUGUAGAUCAUGCAAGGUUUCCACCUAAAGCCCAAAUACCUGAACUGGCCAAGGUUAAUGGCCUUGAUAAUAGGGUGUUGACAGUGGUCAAACCAGUACAUCCUCCUCCACCACCACCUAGGAAAGCUCUGCCAGCCACACCCAUGGUGGACCCUCUAUUAGAAAAAACAACUCCAUCUCCUGCGCUUCACCUCCAGAGACCGAAAACACCAUCUGAACACCUAGAAACACUUGAAGGAUCACUACAUGACAGCUCAUUUGGAGAGAUAUUUUAUGAUGCUGAAGAACCUGCCACUCCUGCAGUUUCCACCUUCAGGCCUCCGUCAGUACCAUCAUCAUCCUCUACUCCCAAAAGACCACUUUCAGGUCAUGAGGAAGUCCUCCUGAAACAGCACAACCCAAAACCUCAAGUUAAAGAGGUUGUACCUCUGAACAUGGAGGAUAUGGAUUAUGGGUCUAUGAACUCUGGCUCUCCGAACACAGACAUUCAAGUUGCUGUGCUUAAGGACUCAAUGCAAAAAUCACCUGCCUUGUCUCCAUCAGGGACCCUUGAAAGAGCUGAUAAUGUCUUUGACGAUCACACAGAAAGUAAAAAAGGCAAAACAAUAAAGAAUAAAAAACAGAAAGGACCUCCAAAGAAUCCAUACGCUGAUACAGCGGCUCAGGUUCAGGAGGCUCCCAAGAAAAGCUUGUUUGCCAGGAAGAACUCUGCAAAAGCAGUAGAUGAAAAGGAACAAAAGAAAAAAGACAAACAGCGAGAAAAGGAAAAAGAGAAGGAGAAGGAAAGAGAAAAGAAGGAGCAGAAAGAAAAGGAGAAGAAAGAAAGCGAAAUAAGGAAAAGAUUUAAGAUUACAGGCCAAGAAGAGCCCAUAUAUCAUGUUAAAGUGAUUGAGGAAUGUAAAGGCCGUAAAAAUGACCUGCCGGUGAAGGUUGGAGACACCGUGAACAUCAUACGAACUGAAAACUGUCCUAAAGGGAAAUGGCUUGCCAAGGACAGCAACAAUACAUAUGGUUACAUCCCGGUGGAGUGUGUGGAUUUGAACAUCAAUGGCAUUAUGGAGUUGGGGAAGAAGACAACAGUGUCUAACAGACCUAACGGCAAUGAGCACAAAGACACAGAAGCCCACAGUACAAACAGCAGGAGCUCAGAGCAUUACAACUUGAACCAUGAGAGCUUCUCAGAAGACAGCGAGGAGUGGACAUGUGAAGAUGAUGACCCAGCGUUUGGCACUCCCGAUGAAACUGCACAUGUAGAGCCGAAUCAGUCACAGGCCACACCAGCUCAAGAUGUUGUCGAUAAACCCCAAAUUUACUCAACUUACAACGUACAAGCGAAACAUGAAGCCCUUCAGAAACUCUCUACAUUCUUCAUGCAACCCAAAACACCGUCUCAACCUCCACAGCAAAGUGCUUCAAGAAUGCCAGACCCAAAACCAGAGCAUGAAGGGGAUUCUGGCAGCUUAGUUAACGAAGAGGAAGGAGGAUUAGAUACAUCGGAACUCCAGAUUCUGCCCCCUCCAGAUCUGUAUGCUGAUUUAAUCGCUGGAGAUUCAGGGCCUGUUUUCACUAAGCCAAUCAGACUCGUGCAGAAAUAGCUGCGUGGCUGCUGAAGGGAGAGCCGUACUGCUGGAUCUCUGAGUUCAUAACCCUCCUGUGGGCUGAGUUUCAGUGAGAGCCACAGUAAAUGUCAGCAAGAGACGCGUCUGUCAGCCGAGAACAGUUGUGUUUGGGAUUGUGCAUCUGCCUGGAAGAGGCUGCAGACGACUCCUAUAUUCAUCUGCGUUACCUUCAGUUUGUGUCAAGACAGCCCUCGUGUGGAGAUCAUUUGGAGUUUUACAUCGAAGCGUUGGUUCAGUUUCUAUUGAUAAAGAAUCAGGAAAGACACUGCAGGUUAGUUGGGUAAAACUAUUAUCAGCGUUGACAGCAUUCUUCAUUUAAUGCUUUAAGAAUUGCAGAUAGUUUUUGUAUUACACUGUUUGUAUAUUGAUGUUUUAAUACGCAAAUGAGCCAUUGUUUCAUUAAACAUGUGCUAAUUUGCAUAUAUAUCUAGCACAAGAAUCUGAAUAUCGGAUGAAGUCAGGCUUAUUUUUAUUAUUAUUAUUAAUAUUAUUUGUUUUAUUAUAAUUUUUUGACAUUAGCAUUUUGGGUAUCUAUAUAUAUAGCAUUUUUAAUCAUAAUUAACGUUACUUUCGCCAUUUACAAAUGCAUUACUACAAGCCUAACUGUGCUGGUUAACAUUAGUUAAUGCACUGCACUGCAAGCUUCAUUCAAUAACGUUUAUAAGCAGCAGAUGAUUAAACACUGUAACAUGUAUUUUUCAUUGUACAUGUCAGUAAAUACAUACAGUACUUUAUAAAUACAUGACUACAACAUUUAGUGCAGGGGUGGCCAACCCUGUUCCUGGAGAGUCACCUACCUGCAGAUUUCAGUUGCUACCCAUGUCAAACACACCUGAACCAAUUAAUUAGGACCUGAACACCACGUGAUAAUUACUGGCAGGUGUGUUUGAUAUGGGUAGCAACUGAAAUCUGCAUGAAGGUGGCUCUCUAGGAACAGGGUUGCCCACCCCUGAUUUAGUUUAUAUAAGUGCUGCUGAAGUGGAGAUUUAUGGCCAAAUAAAGGUGGAAAACAAGAGAAAAUAGCCUUUAAUAACAUGUAUUGUAACUGAAAACUACAGAAACAAAUUUACAACUGAAAGCGUGGCAGUAGAAACAGUUAAAGCUAAAUAUCAGAUGUACUUUAUGUCAUGUAAAAUGUCCUUAAAUGCAAUCCAAGUCAGGUGUUUGAAGAAAUUAGGGUUGCUACUUAAAAUAUAACCAUACUCUGUAUUUGUAUUAGUUUUAUAUCAUUGGUUUUUAUAUUUUACAAGCAGUACUUUGUGUUCCCAGUCUUCCGGUUUGCUCUACAAUAAGGAAACAGGCUUGUAAUGCUUGAAGUGCAAGUUUGACUUUAUUUUAUAAUUCUCCUGCAUGUACUGAGCUUUCUGGUGCAGAUAAUAAAUGACACAGUCUUGUAUAUACUUUUAAAAAUGCUGAUUUUGUGGCCUGUUUUUAAGCUAUCAUUUUCUAGUUACUGACAAUAUGUAAGGUCCUUUUUUGCCAUAAAAUGAUCUGAUCUGAACAACAUAUGUUUAUUUGUUAUAAUUGAAAGCACAUGUAUUGACAUACCCUUGCAUUAAACACCUUUGGGUAAAACAACUGUUUUACUUGAAUAUUAAAGCCUGAUUUGUUCCUGUUUGUCUAGCUCCACAAACUUGGUUGUUACACCAGAACGAGAGUAUAGUUUCUAGACAAAUCAGCUUACUGUAGGAAAAAUAACCCCAAAUCUGAAAAAGUUGGGAUAGUAUGGAAAACUCAAAUAAAGUAAAUAAAGUUUUUCAUUCAUU